Molecule: messenger RNA, 717 nt
Organism: Exophiala mesophila
Lineage: Eukaryota; Fungi; Ascomycota; Eurotiomycetes; Chaetothyriales; Herpotrichiellaceae
Exons: 2
Coding region: 1-717 (238 amino acids)
Source: RefSeq, a predicted model, not a curated record
AUGGCUACUCCAGGAUCCCAUCCAGACGCAUUCGCCCAGAUUGCUGCAAACCUUCAGCGUCUGUCCAAUGGCCUCGGCACUGCAUUAGCUCCUCAGACUCCAGUGACCAUGCCUCUGGCAGAACGCAACCUCAACACUAUUGUGUCGCCUGCCAAGUCUACCAACAUGACAAACGCGGGCAAGAAGCGCAAGAGCACCAGUGACAACAACGAUGGUGCUAGUCAACCUCCAAAGAAGAAGCAAGAUGCUAAGGAUGCAGCUGCCAAAAUCGACGUGUCCUCAAUCCAUCUAGAUGGUGAGGAGAACCAGGCUGUCCCGGUCUAUGACACUUGCGACGAAAUCCGUAACAAAAUCAACCGCUUCCUGCGCACGACACCUAAUGCGAGCAAUGCCGGUUUGAUCAGAUUGAUCAACUCUGCGGCUUAUGCAGAUUCCAAGACAGCCUCUGCGGUUCAGUUGAGGACCUUCCUGGGAGCCAAACGAGGACCAACCUCUGGAGCAGAAUCCAAGGUCUUCUACGGGGCCUAUGUAUAUUUUGAGAAGUUGAGGAUCAAGGAGGCUAAAGCCAAAUCGAAAAAGCGAGAAGCGAUGGAGAAUGCAUGGGGAAGGAAAGGCAUGAAGCUAAGCGACAACUUCCGAGGUCCUCUGUUCGUAGGUCCAAAGGAUAUUCCGACGGAGGAUGAAUUUGGUCGAUUCACCAUGGUGCGAAGGCGCUGA